Messenger RNA from Pangasianodon hypophthalmus (striped catfish), 4271 nucleotides. RefSeq names its product syntaxin 19 (gene stx19). The record is from RefSeq and is a predicted model, not a curated record. The transcript is spliced from 2 exons. Bases 408 to 1286 code for a protein of 292 amino acids. NCBI's taxonomy places the organism in Eukaryota, Metazoa, Chordata, Actinopteri, Siluriformes, Pangasiidae. Gene Ontology annotation, cellular component: presynaptic active zone membrane; endomembrane system; plasma membrane. Gene Ontology annotation, biological process: exocytosis; synaptic vesicle fusion to presynaptic active zone membrane; intracellular protein transport. Gene Ontology annotation, molecular function: SNARE binding; SNAP receptor activity.
UUGUUGUCUUAAAUGACAUUAUGCCCAGGAACUGUGCUCAGGCACUGCAUGUGUUCUUUCAGUGCUGUGCUUAUUCACGUCACUCCUCCUUUUUCAGACAGCCUAAAAUCUUCACUCUCUAUUGGUCAAAGUUCUAACUGUAACAGUAGGUGUGGUUGGAAACUAGCUCUACCAGAAUUCCCAGGAGUCUGGACUGUGUAACUGAGACUAGCAGAAGCUGAGGGAGUUUUAUUCCUGGCAGUUGCUUUAAAGCCUGGCUGAUGUGGAGAAUACCUCUGAGGAACCAAGAUAGUGUCUUCUCUCUAUGGGCUCAUGAUGCAGCGUCAUUCAACCCUCCUGGGACUAAAACAUAAGAGAACACCAACACCACCUAUUAUCUCCAAAGUCUUCCUCUCUGAGCUUUAGUCAUGAAGGAUCGCUUAGAAGAGCUGCGUCUGCAGAUCAAAGCAAAUCAGCAACUUCAAGAAGGUAAUUCCUUCACCCAAGAUGAGGAUGAAGAGCCAAUGUCCUUCAUUGGCCGCUGGCCACAAGCUGAGACUGAGCCUGUGCUGGAGAACUUCCUGGAUGAGGCCAAACGUGUCCGUGACAGCCUUGAAGAGCUGGAGGCUGAGGUUAAGAAGUUCAGUCAGCAGCAGAGAAACCUCGUGGCCACCAUGCGGCGUCUCAGCGUCAUGAAAAAAGAGAGCAGCCUCACUCGGGACAUCAAGCUGCAGGCUGAGAGCUUGCGUAAGAAGCUUGAUGCCCUCUCAAAGCAGGCGAAGCUCACUGAGACUGAACUGGGAGCGUCAGCUGCCACAGCCCGGAUCCAACGUGCCCAGCAUGAUGCGCUCUUCCGUCGGUUCCAGGAGGUCAUGCGUCAGUACAAUGACUCACUCCUGAGCAAGCAAGACAAAUGCAAGCAGUUCAUCAUCAGGCAGCUGGAGAUCUCUGGCCGAGAGGUUUCAGAGGAAGAAGUGGAAAACAUGGUGGAGCAGGGUAAGUGGGAUGUUUUCAACGAGAACAUCCUGGUGGAUGUCAAGAUCACUCGCACACAGUUAUCUGAGAUAGAGCAGCGCCAUAAAGAACUGCUCACCCUUGAGAGCAACAUGAAGGACCUGAGAGAACUCUUUCUAGAUGUGUUCAUGCUUGUGGAAGAGCAAGGAGUGCAAAUUGACAAUAUCCAGGCCAAUGUUGAAAAGACUGUGGACUAUGUGAUGGUUUGUAAUGAGAAAUUCAAAAUGGCUUCCAGAUAUAGGAAGAAGAACCCUUUAAGAAGACUGUGUUGCUGCUGCUGCCCAUGGGCAUAAAGCAGGACAUACUGUAUUGUAUGAAGGGCUUAGGUUGUGAAAACAGAGAGAGAACUUGUGGAAUGUAUAAAAGCAUGGACAAUGUCUGUGAUAAAAGCAAAACCCUAGCUCAAUUUAUGACAUUUCUGUAGAGUCAAGACACCAGACUUGUGAUAUGUAGCUACUAAUGACCCAAAGGCUCAUGUUUAAUUAUAGUUAUGUAGAAAACAAUUUAUUUAUGUAUGACAGUGAAGUAUUUUAUUUCUACACUACACUAUCUUUUUUUUAAAAUUUUUUUUAAAAAUUUUUUACUAUGGCCAACCCCAUUUCAUUUCGAGUUUUAAUUUAAAUACAUAGUGUGUACAUAAAUGCAUAUCAUGAGUGUGGUUUCUGAAUUCAUUCAAAAAGAAGAUGUCUUAUGAUGUCACUAAGUUAUGUGACACAGAACAUUAACAUAAAUAGAAUAAUAAUUUAUAUAAUUUAUAUAAUUUCUAGGACAGUGUAACAGGUUAUGAUAUAAUGUUUACAGGGUAUGCUAUCCAGGUUAUGCUAUAAUUUUCCUAAAUGCCACAGUGUUGUUAAACCUGAUUGUUCUGCACAAUAUCAGCAUUCAUACUGUAAAUACAAAUCUAUAUUUGUAAACAGUAAAAUCUCCAUUAUUCAUUUAGAUGAAUGGAGUGAAAGUGUUAUGUCAGAUGACAGAUGACAUAUUGAGGAAGAAAACACUGAGAAAUAGGGAUCUGGGUGUGUCUCAUGAGCUGCUUAACACUUAUCCAGAACAAUACUGUACCAAAGAAAUGGUAUAAAGACGGCGCUACCAUAUUUACAGAAAAAACCUUUUAUGUUAAUUUUGAUUUUACAAGUAAGUCCUCAAUUAAUAGUUAAUCAGGUUUUCAAAAAUGAACUGGACCAUAAUCUAUCAGCAGUAAGUGGACUUUAUGGGGUUUCUUUAUGUGAACUUUUGUUUAGCAAGCUAUUCUUUUGGCUCUUUUGUAGUCGCCAUUGUUUUUUUUUUUUUUCCAUUGGCUCAACUCCUGGGAUAGGAUAUCCAGAAUCAGUAACAGUAGCAGUAAUCUGCCACCUAUUGUUACAGAUAUGAAGUACAAUAGGAUAUACUGAGCCCUUCUUUAGCAGUUUUCAAUAAGAUAUUUGACUGGGAAAAGGCAUUUACAGUGAGGGGAAAUAAGUAUUCGGAUACUUUAAAAAAAAUUAAUAUACUUCCAGUGCACAUAUCCACAUUAAAUCUACUUUAAAAUUACACACAUAAUAUAAUUUUACUUUGUAUGUAAAUAUGUAAAUAAGUAUGUACAGUAUUCAUAAGCAUAAAAAUACACACACACCACACACACCACACACACAUAAAAAUCAAGUUCUAGAUAUAAAUGCUGCAAAGAUUUCCUUAUGCAAGAUAUUGCCAUGGGUUAGGAAGUAAAGGAGCUUCCUAAUGUUCUCAUGGACAACAUUAUUAUAACAUUAUUAAACAACAUUUGAACUAAAGAAAGCAACUGAGCCAUAGCAAAGACAUUAAACAUCUCUGACAUACAACUGGAUUAAUAAUAUGCAGGUGGAAAGUUCAUGGAACCACAAUUAAUCGUCCCCUGGACAGGUGCACCACACAACAUUGUACAAAGCACUCUCAGACCAAUUAUAAAGUAAGAGAGAAGACAGCAAUUACUUGAAAAGAGUUGCAUGACAGCCUGAAAGCAGUAGGAGCAACAGUUACACAGAGAACUAUAAGCAAUGAACUGCACCACAAUCAUCUCCAUUCCUACAGCCUACCUCACCCAAAACCUUUCAACAAGACAUUGACCCCAACCAUACAGCCAAAAUAACUGAAGAAAGCCUUGCAUGGCCUAGCCAAUCUCCCAAUUUGAAUCUCGCUGAAAAUUUAUGAAGGAUAAAAUGUAUUAAAUUGUAAGGUCAUCAGUGGGACCCUGAUAAUCCUGGGGAAUUAAAGAUGAUUUGCCAAGAAGAAUGGGUCAAACCAAAAUGCUGCAAAAAGCUACCUAUUUCUUACCAUAGGCAUCUCAAAGCUGUAAUUGCCAACAACAUAAUGAGUAAUGAUGUUGUGAAUAUGUGGUGUCCGAAUACUUUCAAUUUCGUUUUUUUAAACAUAUCUUUGAUAUGCUCAUGAAUACAUACGUUUUUGUUCAUAUUUAUAAGUACAUAGACAAAAUACAUUAUGUGUCUAAAUUUAAAGUGGAUAUAUGCACUAGAAGUAUAUUAAAUAACAAAAUCAAUAGUCAACGAAUACUUAUUUCUCCUCACAUACACCAUUCAUUGUCUAUAUUUAUAGCAGCAAUUAAAGCAAAUAUUCCAGAAAAUUAUUUUUUUUACUACUAUGUUUGACUGAGAUCUUCCUCUUCAAUAAAUAAUUUUUUCAUGCAUGAUAUAAUACUUGUACUGCCUGCUGUGUACAAAAAGAUCCCUAGCCAGUGCACCUCUAUGUAAAUUAGUGCCAUAUGAGAUGUCAUUUAAAUGUUAUCAGAUGCCAUUUAACACUGAACAAGCAAGUCAGCCAUAGUGAUUGGAAUAGGAACCAGUCAAAAAUCACAUAAACUCCAGUAAAUAAAAUGAGUAAUACAGACAAUCACUGUGCCAAGUCAGUGUGGAGCCUUAAGCUAUAUGAAAGAUGUGAAAGAGAUUUGAAGUAUCUGCAGCUGACGUUAGCCAGCAGACACAUCUAUGUGUGUUUUACGAGUUCAGUUUACAAGUGACUGUCAAAGUAACACUGACACACACUGGAAACUGAAUACAGUGUGCCAUAAAUCAUCACCUGAUUCAAAGAGAUUACAGGAUUCCUGUAUAAACCGCCUGCCAGUGUGAACGCUUGCCCCAAUAAAGCCACUGUAUUCAGCCUGUCAGAAAGGAUAAGCAGGUGAGAUACAGCAGAGAACUGGUAACUGAAAGCUUCCCGUUUCUCAGCCAGCUCUAAAGCAGUUUACCUUAAUGCAUAGACAAAGCUACUGACAAACAAAUCCGAUAAUCCGAAAGUUAGAUGUACAA